CACUUGGAACGCCGGGGCUCUAGGACCAGCUCACCCCAGCUGCCAUUCUCCUUCUGGCCGCCCGGGGGCAGCAGGCGCAGCUUGCAGACGGCGUGGGCGGAGAAGGGCUGCGCUGACGUGGGCGGCUCCCGCCCCGGCAGCGGGAGGAGCUCGGCUGCGUGCGUCUAGCCCGGCCUCUCGGGCGCCCGGCGGGAGGGGAAGAGGACAGUUACUUGGCGGCUCGGAGCAGGCGCUACCGCAGUUGAGCUGGGAGUCUCUGUUACCCGGACACACGCAGCCCUCGCCCCGCCGCCAUGUCCAAGGAGGAGAAGAAGCCUUUCAGCCAGACCAUGACCGAGUGGCGGCAGUUCGUGUACAACCCGCGCAGCGGCGAGUUUCUGGGGCGCACGGCCAAGAGCUGGGGUCUAAUCUUGCUGUUUUAUCUGGUAUUCUAUGGUUUCCUAGCAGCACUUUUUACAUUUACAAUGUGGGUUAUGCUUCAGACCCUGAGUGGAGAUAUUCCCAAAUAUCGGGACCGGAUUUCUAGUCCAGGACUUAUGAUUUCACCAAAGCCAGUCACUGCACUGGAAUUUUAUUUUAACAAGUCUGACUCCCAGUCAUAUGCAGAAUACGUUUCUACCCUUAAACAAUUUCUAAAGUCAUAUGAUGAUUCAGAACAAUCUAGAAAUAUAGCAUGUACCGCAGGAAAACUGUUUGAGCAAAAUGAAGAUCGUGCUGUUAAACAGGCAUGUCAAUUCAAUCGCACUAAGCUUGGAUCAUGUUCUGGAGUAGAAGAUGACACUUUUGGCUAUGCUAAAGGAACUCCAUGUGUGCUUGUGAAAAUGAAUAGAAUAAUUGGAUUAAAGCCUGAAGGAGAGCCACAUAUACAAUGUUCACCUAAGGAAGAAGGCAAGGUUCAGAUAACUUAUUUUCCUGAUGGGGGAAUGAUUGAUUUAAUGUAUUUUCCAUACUAUGGAAAAAAUUUACAUGCUGACUAUCUACAGCCACUAGUGGCUGUUCAACUAGCAAUUAUCUCCAACCGUACCAAAGAAGAAGUAACAAUUGUAUGUAAGAUUAUGGGAUCUCCCAAUUUAAGAAAUGAAGAUGACCAUGACAAGUUUCUUGGACGAAUUUCUUUCAGAGUUCAGAUGUCUGAAUAGCAUGAGUCAAUCUCCACAAAGUAAACAUUGUGUUGUCUGUCUUUUUUAUUUUAUAUCAGCUGGACGUGCCAUUCCCGGACAUAAGACCACCUGGGAUAAUGUGGCACAUGGCGUUCAGGGUAGCAUAAUAGUGUGCUUCCAAAUCAUAUUUAAAAUCCCUCAAAAUAACUGCCUGUCAAGCUUCUGCCUGCCCCAUUGGACCAGUGUACAGACCAUAGUUAUGUGAUAUUAGGGACCUGUAAAUAGUUGAUUCCGAAUAUGUAAUAAUGGUGGUCUUUGUCUGUUCUAAAAUGUGGUUUUAUCCCCAAGUGACUGUCUCAAACAUAAUCUGCUGUGCUAUGUAAAUAGUGUAUUGAUUUAACACUGGUUUGACUGUCAUAUCUCAACACUGAUACAUUUUUAGCUAUCAGAUGAUAAGAAUAAAUGGUACCUGACCAACAUAGUUAUUUUCAAAACAAAAAACAACUCUGCAAGAAUUGCGUGUGUGGAGACACCUUAAGUCCUGUACUGGUUUGGGGGGGACUAAAUAAAGUGGAUUUUAAAAGUGUUGGUAUGGAUUUUUGAAAUUAUUUAAGUGCUGAACUAGUCUGUUGUGCUUGUCACUGUGUAGGUAUGUGUAAACGUGUACUAUUUGGUAUUUUAGUUGAGAAAUUGAAUCUCGUAUUGUUAAUUGGUUGCAGUAUGUGGAACACAAAUAAAACACAUACAAAGUCAUUUAAAAACUUUAGUUGAGAAAUAUCAUCUGAAACAGUUUCUUUCAAAUGUUAAUGGUUUUGAGUCCUGGUAACAAUUGCACUACAGAGUUGCUUGAAAGAAAGGCCUCACUAUUCUGUGAGUAGCCUUUUGUUUUCCAAUAAAAUCAAAAUUCCUAAAAUGAAAAACUUGUUUUAAAAUUAAAAGCAAAAUGAGAAUUGUCUUGAUUAAACAUUCCUUUAAUGUUUAUACUUAGUUCCCUCACAUCACUUCUGCCAUAUCUUAUUUUUUUACUUUUACUCAACUUUUGAUUUGAAUUUUUUAUGAGCUGCUUCAUCCACCUCUUGAGAGAAAUUUGCUUUGCCCAUCUGUUACCUUAAAAAACGCUUCUCAGUUUGCAGCUAGUCAAAGUUGCACUUUACAUCAAAUUGAAUUGCAGCCAUUUAGAUCUCUCGCUAUUGCAGUUUCUGUAAUGUUGCUGAUAAAGGAGCAGUACCACUCUUUCCUAUUGUGUGUGUUUUUUUUUUUUUUUUUUUUUUGGUGUGUGCUCCUUAGUCUCAUUCAGUUUUUCAUGAUAAAAAUUUGCUUUGAACUAGGUGAGAUUUCCAUUAUCUGUUUGGCUUAGCCAGACUUUAAUUGUUUCAGCUGAAAUUUCCCAUUUUAGUAAAAAAUUUUUAGUAAAAAUGGAUCAGCAGCUUUUGAGACCAAGUUGAGAGAAAUAAUUCUUAUAACCUUUUUACUGAGAAGUUUUAGCUUCUUGAUGCUUCGGAGCAGGGUUCUCUGGUUUCCUACUGAAGCCAGAGAGGUGCAUUUUGCUGUCUCCACGAAAAUCAACCCAAUUUUGGUUGAGUUAUAAGCCUCUGAAAAUUGUAGUUGGCACAUGCUCAUUGGAGGCUUUUUUAGAAUUUGGCAGCAAAAUUAUCUGACGUUUCCAUCCACACCUGAGAUUAUUUCAGCCUUGACCAUGCAGGGACUGAGUAGGACUUUCCCUGAAGUUGCUCCUCAUAGUUGGUGGUAGGAACUGUGCUGCUAGAUAUUAGAAAUGAGCGAAAUCUCUUUUCUUUGUGCCCAGUGCUCCCCCUGUUAGUGCACAGGCAGCAUGGAGGAAAUUGUGACCCAAUUAGUAGUUUUGUUUCAGAAACUUUUGUUUCUUGAUGUGACUCAAAGUAAUUUAAAUAAUUGGAAAAAUUAAAUAUUUGAAUUUUGCUACUGAUUCUAAAAUGAGAUGUUCAGUUAGUCUACAAAUCUGGGUCUACAGAAGUUUGAGCGUUUUUGCCAUUUUUUUAAAUUAGUUGACAUUGUUAAUCCACCUGUCUGAAAAAUCAAGCUGAUUCUGACUUCAGUAAACCAGUGCGCACACUGUUUUUAUCCAGCAUUUUUUUUUGUUUCUGUAAGCUUGUAUGACUCUCACAAGCCCUUUAUUGUUCGGAGUUAAAUCACAUUAUUUAGUAAAUUAUUUUAGUAACCUUUCAGUCAAUAGGAAGAACACAUUACUGGAAAAAUUCUGUCCUGUCCCCAGCAGAUCAUGUGAGCUAUUUUCAGCAAUGUUCUUUUAAACAAAAAUAAAUAGUUCACUAAUGCCCAGACACUUGUUAAAAUAUGUCAAUAGUACUAAAUCAGUUGCCAAAUUACUGAAGCCCUUCAGUGAAUUGACCUUCUCUAUAUCAACAUAUAUUCAUAUGUAAUCUACCCUAUAAAUUAGUAUCUUUUUGACUGCAGCAUUUCCAGGAGGAUUAGUUCUGUAAAACUGCCCAUUAUGAAAAUUCUAAAUCUAUUAACUUCAUUUUUAUAUCCAUUUCAGCAUCAGUCUGUGUCCUCAUGAGACAUAGAUAUUCUUCUAGUUUCACUUAGUGAACUUUUGUUGUAGUUUUCUUAACUUUAGUAUAGUUUUUCUUUUUGUCUGCUGGCUAUUUUUUGAGAAAUUUUAGAAGGGGUAUCUGUAUUCAGAUCCCCCUCCUGAUACAUUAGGGCUAUUCCAUUAUUGCAUAUCCUGUCACCCAGCUUCAAGACCUGCCCAUCAUGCAACCCAGAUAAAUCCAUUAAUGAUGGGCAUUCCAGAUAUAUCAUCUACUUGGAACAGGGACACAUUAACAGAGCAUUUAAAUGCCACUCAUUUCCCAAGAAUACCCUCAAGAAUAGAGGUGAGGUUGAAGAAAUGCUUUUUUGAGAGAUGUAUGCAACUCCCAUCCCCAAGAAGCCCAGAAAAGAUUAACCAUAUCCUAAGUCAGCACUGGUUAGUUGCAGUUCCGCCUCCCCUCAUUAGCAGCUUCCUCCCACAGACUAUUCAGCAACUGUCUGCCUCUUUGAGGAGAGACAAAGGAGCACCACUGCAGUCGGGAGUUUGUUCUCUGACCCUGAGUAAAUGACCUAGAACUUCUCCUUAGGUUUCUUACACUAAUACAUGAAGUUUGGCGCCUCUGCCUGGUGCCAAGGCACCAAAGAGUAGUCUGCCACUGAUGGCUUCUAAGUCCUAUAAAGGCCGCACUGCCCUCUGGCACCAGCCUUGCACCGAAACCCUUGGCGACUACCAUCUUGCCUCCAGUACAAAGUAGUGCCUCCUCAGUGCUGAUCCUUGCUCUGGUCCUGGAUGUUUUAGCAUCAGAGAUCCUGGCACUGAAGCCUUUCCUGGUACCAGCCUACCUAUCUGUCAGUCUGUUAUUGGAGUCUCCUUCCCUGGAGUAUUUGAGAUAUAUUAUGUAAAAGCAACCAUCUACCUCAGCGCCACUCCAUCUGGUACUGUACAGGCCCAUACCCUGGACAUGUCUGCUCCCCUUGUCAGGAGGAAAGUCACUCCUUGUCAUCCUCACCAGAAUGCGCUGAGGGCUCCCCUCCCUCCUAAUACCAGUUUCCGCAAUGCAUGGCCCAAUGAGAGUUCAACAAGGAGUGCAGAGAAAACAGUGGAGAAGAUAAAGGACCAGAAGAUUUCAAGGAGUGUCCAUUGUGGUACCUUCCUAUGUGCCAAUAUGCCAGUUUGCCUACCAAUGUUGGCUAUACUGGUCUGCCUAGGGUAUGAAUCCCUACUUCAGAAGACCCACAGCCACUGUUGCUCAUCCAAGAUCUACUUCAGUUGGGAAGUAAUUACAGCCUCCUCGAACUACCCAACUUGAUCAACCCCUGUUCGUGAAAAAUGAGUACAUUAGGGAGGAAAAUCAACACCCUUCAGAUCAGGUACCUCUGGCCCUUCAAGGGUUUUUGUUGAUCUGAUGAAGAGGUUCAUCCGCUCUCUUAAGAGGAGUUCAAAACCAUCUAGGACUUCUUGAAGAGGACCCUAGAGACUUUGGCAUUCCUCCUGAGGUUAUAUAGGAGAAACAACACAUAUUAUUGGAUGUUCUGUAUACAGCAACACCAGGCAGAAUAGCAAGGUUAUCUGGCAUACUCCUGGCUCCAUCCCACCCAUUUUAGAGAGCAAUAUAUCAGAUUUCUGGUAGGCAACUCUUACUACCAGUACAGGAUAUUGCCUUUCAGUCUCUGUGGUCCCCUGGAUUUUCACCAAGGUUCUAGCUAUAGUAGCUGCCCAUCUGUGAAGGAUGGGAAUGCAAGCAUACCUCUUACAGGAUGAUUGGCUGGUUUGGGGAUGAUCAGCCACAGCAAGGUACCAAGUCAAUUCACACCAUCUUUUGGCUUCCUUGGGCCUCAAGGUCAACAGGGACAAUCUAUUCUGACCCUGACUUGGUCCAUAGUUUUAUCGGCUUUCUGUUAAAAAGAGCUUACCUGCCUCAACAGUGCUUACAAACCAUGAUGGACCUUCUCAAUCUGCUCUGCAAGUGCACUAGAAUGCUAGUGAAGACGUGUCUCAAGCUCAUGGGCCUUUGGCAGUGUGCUCCUGCAUCACACAGCUUGCCAGACUUCAAUUCUGGCCACUGAAAGGCUGAUUGAACUCAUUUUCUCUACCCAAGAGACACAGCAUGGACCAUCUGGUCACUGUCCCUAUUGAAGUUCUCUCUUCUUUAAGCUGAUGGGAAGAUCAGUCCAAGUGUGAGUUCUGUUCUCUGUUUCUUGUCCCACUAACACACUGGUCAUGGAUGCCUCUUCCCUGGAAUGGGGAAUUCAUUUCAAUCAUCUCAAGAUUCAAGGAUGAUGAUCACCAAAGAAGGACCUGCAGCAUAUAAACAUAUUGAAGCUUGGGGCCAUAUGGUUAGUGUGCAAGGCUGUCUUAAUUCUCCUUCAGGGCCUCACUUUUCAAGUGUUGAUUUGACAACACCACCACAAUCCACUACAGAAACAAAAAGGAAGGAGUGAGAUCAUCCCCGCUCUGUGAAAAGACUUACGUAUAUUUGAGAAUGGUACAUUACUUCAAUGGCUUUCCACCUGUCCAGCUUUCAGUACAUCUUGGCAGAUCACCAUCUCAGCAGGACAUGCUGCAGAACCAUCAAUGGUGCCUGAGUGAUAUGAUUCUCUGUGGUGGUCUUUCUGAGAUGGGGACUGCUAUCCCUGGACCUGUUUGCUAUGUAUGAGAACAAGUGUGCAUCUGCUCCGGAGAAGGUGUGAGCCCAUGCUCGCUGAUGGAUGUUUCUUCUCCCAUGGUCUCUUGGGCUCUUUUUAUGCCUUCCCACCAAUCCCCAGGAUCCUCAGAGUUCUCAGGAAACUCCAAACAAGACUCAGGCUGUGUUAUCCUAACAUGGGUCAGACAUGGGUCAGCCCUAACAUGGGUCAGACAGCUCUGGUUUUCUGAACUAGUGAGUGUCUCUGACCAGUUGAUAACCUCAGGUCUUCUUCCCAGUCUGCAUUCCCAGAAUAAGGGCCAAAUGCUGCAUCCAAACCUGACCUUGCUCCAUCUCAUGUUCUGGAUGCUGGGUGGAUAACUCCUCUGGAGAGAGACUGCUUAUCUGAGAUUCAAGAGAUCCUCCUGCAAAACAGGAAGCCUUCAGCCUGGCUCACUUGCACUGCAGAGUGGAAAAGAUUCUCUGUGUGGGUAACCCAGUGAUAGCUUUUGCCAUUGUCUACUUUGAUCCCAAAUAUUUUGGACUAUCUGCUCUUCCUGAAAUGAUCUCUGUCAGUUCUAUUGGAGUGGUGACCAUUUCCAGAAAUCACAACAGUGCAAAGUUACACUAUUUGCUCAUCUUACAGUAACUGAACUUGAGAGAUCUCCCCCCCUACCCCGCAAUAAAGGGGCAUCCCCCUUCCUGGGACUUCAGUCUGGUUUUAACUGGCAUGAUGGGACCUCUAUAUAAACCCAUGACAAUCUGCUCUCCACAUCUAUCCAUAUUCUUGAUAGCCAUCAACUUAACUGGAAGAGUCAGUGAAAUAAAGGCCCUUAAAACAGACCCUUCAUAUACUGUCUUCCAUAAGGACAAGGUCACCUUAGGCCUAAUCCCAAAUUUUGCCAAGGUAAUCUCAAACUUUCACCUUAAUCAAUUCAUACAUCUCCUGGUUUUCUUUCAAAAACCCCACUCUCACAGCCGAAACGAAAUUACACACUUUGGAGAUAGUGAUAGCACUAUCUUUUUUUUUUUUUUUUUUUUUUUUUAAUUUGGACAGAACCAAGCUAUUGAGAAUAUCCCCUUGGCUGUGUGACUUUUGCAGAAAGAGAGGACAGUACAGUCCUCUUCACUCAGAUUAUCCAAGAGGGUCUGAAACUGCAUCAGGACUUGCUAUCAGGUGAUAAACAAGACUCCCCUGGCUCACAUCAGGGCACAUUGCAUUAGGGUGCAUGCAGUCUCUGCUGCUUCCCUCACCAACGUUCCAGUCUGAGUUAUGUAGAACAGCUUUCUGGAGUUUGAUCUAUUUGUUCAUCCUUGCCUACUCCCUGGUCCAGUCUUUCACAUCAGAUGCCAACUUCGGUAGAGCUGUCCUGCAAUCACUAGUCAGGUAGGACUUUUCUGUGCUCCUGACCAGAGAACUGCUUGAUACUCAC
This is a messenger RNA of Dermochelys coriacea (leatherback sea turtle), 7686 nucleotides long. It is a transcript of the gene ATP1B3, whose product is annotated as ATPase Na+/K+ transporting subunit beta 3. Gene Ontology annotation, molecular function: ATPase activator activity. Gene Ontology annotation, cellular component: sodium:potassium-exchanging ATPase complex. The transcript has 7 exons. Bases 294 to 1139 code for a protein of 281 amino acids. Lineage: Eukaryota; Metazoa; Chordata; Testudines; Dermochelyidae. The record is from RefSeq and is a predicted model, not a curated record. Gene Ontology annotation, biological process: sodium ion export across plasma membrane; intracellular sodium ion homeostasis; intracellular potassium ion homeostasis.